UGUACCCUUAUCAGCCUCGCCAUGCAAACAAGUAAGGCCUAUAACUGUCCAACACACCCACACUCACAAAGAGCACAUGACGGUCCCAUCAUGAAGUCGCCUCUUAUUCUGUUCUGUGUUGUUGGAUUGAUUCACAUAGCGCACAGUGUCUGUGUUUCUUGUAAGCCCGGCAGUUCCUCAUGUGAUGAUCCAUAUUCUCCUUCUGGACCUGAAUAUGCAGCUUGCGGUUCUUUCCACAGGGACCUGUGCACCAAAUACGGCGGCAGCUACCACAUCGCCUGUGGUUCUUUUACAACCAGUUACACCUGUACGGUAACUUGCGGUGCCGGACCUAUAACGCCUAGCCUGUUCCUCAUGUCCACAGUCCUCGCUUUCGCAAUCAAGAUGGUGCGUUGAUAAAAAGUGUUCCACUGACCGUUUUAUGUUCUUGUUGAUAUAUUUUUAAUUUGUCAUUGAUUAUUUUAUCGCCAUUUACUGAACAAGGACAUGCAUGCGUUAUAGGGUUAUUGUGUAUAACUAACUGUUUAACGGUGGACCAAAGGCAUUGUAACAGGAGUUACGUCCCUUAGUGGAUCAUAUUACAUAUAUCACCACGAAUUGAUAAAAGUGCGAACACUCGUGGUGAUGUAUUUGAUAUCAAAAGACAUACGAGUGUGGGAUUCUAUUUAUCAUCCUAUAUCAUGCUUAAUUUGUCGUUCAAAAGAAUUUAAAACGAAACAUCACCUGUUACAAGUUCAUUUGAAGACAUGCGUAUGAAUACAUCCAAGUGAACAAGACUGAUGGAAGAGGGAACGAGUGACAUCAAAUUACAUCAUUAAAAACAAGCGCAUAAAAGAGAAGUGCUAUAACAUGUAUUGACUUCAUUAUAGUUACAUCAUUUCUUGGUGGCAUUUUAAGUAAACCGUUAUGUUGUUAGAGCAAAUCAUGAAUAAAAAUCACUCUUUC
This is a messenger RNA of Haliotis rubra (blacklip abalone), 945 nucleotides long. RefSeq lists its product as uncharacterized. NCBI's taxonomy places the organism in Eukaryota, Metazoa, Mollusca, Gastropoda, Lepetellida, Haliotidae. The record is from RefSeq and is a predicted model, not a curated record. The transcript has 3 exons. The coding region runs from base 22 to 396 and encodes 124 amino acids.